Stegodyphus dumicola is the source of this 2367-nucleotide messenger RNA. It is a transcript of the gene Alg7, whose product is annotated as Alg7 dolichyl-phosphate N-acetylglucosaminephosphotransferase. Gene Ontology annotation, biological process: dolichol-linked oligosaccharide biosynthetic process. The record is from RefSeq and is a predicted model, not a curated record. NCBI's taxonomy places the organism in Eukaryota, Metazoa, Arthropoda, Arachnida, Araneae, Eresidae. Gene Ontology annotation, molecular function: UDP-N-acetylglucosamine-dolichyl-phosphate N-acetylglucosaminephosphotransferase activity. Gene Ontology annotation, cellular component: membrane.
ACCGCUAUUUGUCUUUCGGAAGUCGUUUAAGUACUAUAGCACGAAAAAAUGAUUGAUAAGUUUGCGAAAAUAUACGUGGUACAUUAUUAGUACAAUGCAAUUAUUAGUUUUCUUCUGAUUUAGUAUAGUUUUUUUAAUAGAUUAGGCAUAAUGACCAUUAUUCUUACUUUAGUUGUAAAUAUAAUGUUAUCCUUUUUGGGAUUUGUGAUAACUUUUCAUUUUCUGCCAAAACUUAAGAAUAUGUUCUUGAAAGCUAAUCUUUUUGGCAUAGAUUUAGGCAAACAGACUACUGAAAAAAUACCAGAAGCGAUGGGUGUUGUAUGUGGAUCUGUGUUUCUUACUGUUAUGUUUCUCUUCAUUCCAAUUCCAUUCAUACAAUACUGGACUGUAAAUACUAAAGUUCCAUUUCCUCAUCAUCAGUUUGUUGAACUGGUUGCUGCUCUAUUAUCUAUUUGCUGCAUGCUUCUCUUGGGCUUUGCUGAUGAUGUCUUGGACUUGAAAUGGCGUUACAAAUUGCUACUUCCUACGAUGGCUUCACUACCUUUACUUAUGGUUUACUAUGUCACUUACAAUGGCACCACUGUAAUAAUACCAAAGCCAUUCAGGGUAUUUUUUGGUAACGAUGUUUGGUUAGGUCCUUUGUAUUAUGUGUAUAUGGGCAUGCUUGCUGUUUUUUGUACUAAUGCCAUCAAUAUAUUUGCUGGUGUCAAUGGACUCGAAGUGGGACAAGCUGUUGUAAUUGGUUUUUCAAUUAUGAUCUUCAACUUCAUAGAGCUUUCUGGAGACUGUUGGAAAGCUCAUCUCUUUUCUUUAUACUUUAUGCUUCCAUUUCUUUUCAUAACAUUAGCAUUACUUUACUACAACUGGUAUCCAGCUUCUGUUUUUGUGGGAGAUACUUUCUGCUAUUUUGCUGGGAUGACAUUUGCAGUCGUAGGCAUUUUAGGGCAUUUUAGCAAAACCAUGCUACUGUUCUUCAUUCCCCAGAUUAUUAAUUUUCUAUUUUCCUGCCCACAAUUAUUUCAUUUUGUGCCAUGUCCUCGUCACAGGCUGCCUAGGCACAAUAAAGAAACUGACUUAAUGGAAACUAGUUCUGUGAUAUUUAAACCAAAGUCUCUGUCCUUCCUGGGAAAACUGUGUUUAUCCAUUGCCAGAAAUUUUCAUCUUGUGAAUUAUAAUGAAAAAAUUCAAGGUGAUGAAGUCAUUGCUGAGUGUACCAAUUUUACUCUUAUUAAUUUCACCUUGAAAGUUGCUGGUCCAACCUAUGAAAAAGUUCUUACAAAAUAUUUGCUUACAAUUCAGGCGAAUGGACUUAUCGAUGAAUUCCACCGUCCUUUGAAAGCUGCCGUAAAAGCUUAUGAUACCAGUAACUGGGUAUCGGCUCUUCCAACGCUUCUGAUGGGUUUCCGCUCCGCUCUCAAAGAGGACAUAGGAGCAACCACUUCUGAACUUGUGUAUGGAAAGACGAUUCGUCUUCCAGAAGAAUUUUUCAAUUCGACACCUGUGGACGCGUCCCCCAAACAGUUUGUGGAGGAUAUAAAAUCCCAUUUUGCCAGUGUCCGCCGGACUACGACUUCUAGCCACGGUCAGCGAACCUGUUUCAUUCAUCCACGGCUUCACGAAUCCACGCAUGUGUUUGUUCGACACGACGGAGUUCGAAAACCACUGCAAGCUCUCUAUGAUGGACCAUUUAAAGUGCUAGAAAGACGAGAUAAAACGUUUGAUCUCGAAAUAAAAGGGACAAAGCAAACAAUCGCCAUAGAUAGAUUGAAACCUGCUUUUGUAACCAUGGGCUCUUCACAAGUUGUUCCAAAGAGUAUCGGUAUCAAUAUCAGUAGCGGGCACAGCCCGACCCGCCUAACCAAACAAGUGCCAGGGCACGUAGGAAUUCUAGGAAAUGAAAGUCCUGACGUGGUGGCUAAAGAAGCUCCCAAUAGUGCAUCUAUACUUGAGUGUCCUACAAUCCUUCCAAUCUCGCUGCUAAAGCAUUUUACCUGCAAACUUCUCAUAAGACAGUGGCAAGCCAAGUGGAAUGAUGCCACAACAGGUCGACGUACACAUGCAAUGCUCCCAAGUGUAAGCAUGGAUCUGCAGAGCAAAACUGCCAGUAUUUCACAUUUCCUAACAGGAGAUGGACCUUACAAAGCAUGUCUGCAUAGGUUUGGUCUUUCCAACGCAGGCAUCUGCGACUGUUCAAAAGUGGGCAGCUCAGACCACUAUUACUUUUACUGUUGCUUGAUGGCGAAGUUCCAUAUAAAAAAGCCAGCACCCAUGUUUCGAGCAGCAUGGUGGAAAAAUACUCAAAAUAACAAUGUUGUCCAAUCGAAACUACAUGCUAUCACUACACAUUGCGCUGCAAAAACGCAGUAA